UGUUCAUUGUAUAUGUUACAGAUACUUUAUAAUUGAAAAUGAAGCUUGGCGACUCUGUAGUUAAAAGCUUUCGCGUUGCUAAAGUGUUUCGUGAAAAUACAGAUAGAAUAAACAGCAUUGACUUUUCUGCAAAUGGAGAAAACUUGAUAUCAGCCAGUGACGAUGAUUCAAUUGUGAUAUACGACUGUGCAAAUGAGGGAAAGUCAAAACGAACUCUUAACAGUAAGAAAUAUGGAGUGGACCAUAUAAACUACACGCAUGCUGGUAACACAGUCAUUUACAGCUCAAAUAAAGUUGAUGAUGCGAUUCGAUACCAAUCUUUACACGACAACAAAUACUUGAGAUAUUUUGCCGGCCACACAAAACGAGUUGUGUGCUUAUGCAUGUCGCCAGUGGAUGAUUCAUUCUUGUCCGGAUCUCUGGACAAAACAAUCCGAUUGUGGGAUUUAAGGUCACCAACGUGUCAGGGGAGAAUGCAAAUACCUGGUAGACCGAUUGCUUCAUUUGAUCCGGAAGGUCUUAUAUUUGCAGCUGGUAUCAACUCUGAAAUGAUCAAGCUGUACGACCUGAGAUCCUUUGACAAAGGCCCGUUUACCACUUUCCGUUUACAACAAGAUAAAGAUUGUGAUUGGACGUCAUUAAAGUUUAGUUCUGAUGGAAAACUUAUUUUAAUUGCCACGAACGGAACUGUGAUCAGAUUAAUUGAUGCGUUUCAUGGCCAACCCCUUCAAACAUUUAUGGGCCAUUUAAACACUAAAGGUCUUCCAUUAGAAGCAAGUUUUAGUCCAGAUGGGCAAUACGUGCUUUCAGGUUCUCAAGAUGGUAGAAUUCAUGUUUGGAACGCAGAAAACGGAAGUAAAACAGCAGUCCUUAAUGGUAGUCACCCUGGACCUUUGCAGUGCGUUAAAUUCAACCCACGGUAUAUGAUGCUAGCUUCAACAUGCACUAACAUGGCGUUCUGGCUCCCAUCUGUAGAAGAGUAAUGUCCUCGAAUCAAGUUGUAUGUAACUUAAGCUGAGGAUAUUAUGUGGUGGAUAGCAGGGCUAUGGUAAAGACUUUAAGACGUCGUUUUUGAUUUCUUGCGAGAAAUGUUUUAGAACAAAUUUGGAGCAGUGUUUCGUAUCAAACUGUAAAUUUAAACCUGCUUCUAGGUGUGUGAGAGCAGUAAUACACUUUCAUUUAUUGUUUUUUUAAAAUUUCUUUCGUUUUCUGCCAUCUCUUUGUACGCAAUCGUUGUUUUAUCUUGUAAUAAAAGAAAAAAACGGACACAA
This is a messenger RNA of Ciona intestinalis (vase tunicate), 1271 nucleotides long. Its product is annotated as WD repeat-containing protein 82-like. Gene Ontology annotation, cellular component: Set1C/COMPASS complex. The record is from RefSeq and is a predicted model, not a curated record. Gene Ontology annotation, molecular function: protein binding; chromatin binding. NCBI's taxonomy places the organism in Eukaryota, Metazoa, Chordata, Ascidiacea, Phlebobranchia, Cionidae.